AUGGUUCGUCUGGUGUGCUGCGAAUGUGGUACCGUGGACGACAGAGAUCCCCUCAACAUCCACGACAUUAAUGAAGACUGUGGGGACGACCACAUCGAUUAUACGCUCCACGAGAGCCGGACCAAAGAUGGCAAGAUGGCUCACCACUUGCAUAAGUCCGACCUGUCCAAGCGGCGUUGGCGCCGCACGGUCCGCUGCCGCGCCACAGGCCUGACCAAAACCUUCGAGCAGCGGCCGUUUGGCUUUCAUGCCAUGCGCGCCUGGCUGAAGGCUUAUGCGGCCGGCAGCGGAGAGGUGAGUGAGGGGCCGACAGAGUGCAUGGGCCAGGUUUUGAAGGGGCGCGACCUGGCCAGAGCCCUUGCCAAAAAAUGGCGGGGCUGGCUUACCCGAGAAGAGUGCACACUUCUGCGGGGAGCGUCCAAGCCCUUUGGGCACAAGCCCGUGCGGAGAGGUCCGCGGCCGAAGCGUGAGGAAACUCUUCUGCCGGACAUAGACAAGGAGCUGGUGGACCAGAUUCUUUCCAGCUUGCCGGCGGCCAUGCAGGAGGACUUGUUCGACCGCUUCCCACGCUGUCUUCGGCCGUCCAGGCUCUGCCUCUUCGGCGCAACAGCAGGUGCCCAAUGCGACGCGCAUGCCGACCACUUGGACUGGACAGGCUGGAGCCUCUUGCUUGCGGGACGAAAGUUGUGGCGCUUCUUGCCCAACACACCUGCAACUGCCGAGGUGCUGUCGGCCUGGAGAGAAUCCUUUGGUCUCAGCGGGCCGGGCGGAGAGCUUUUCUCCAUUGCCGGAAGCUGGAACACGCAGGAGGACCUGUUUAAGCAGGACCCGUGGCGAGGUAUUGAAGUGCUGCAGGAAGCCGGGGAGAUCAUCGUCUUUCCUGGAAGCUGGUUCCAUCAGACGAGAGCGGAGGAGGACAGCUGGGCUGUUUGUGCACAGCUUCUCAAUACAAGCAAUGUCGAUUCUGUCGUGGGACACAUCUGCGACUGGUGCAAGAUCCCGCGACCCAUCUCUAGCACCACCGAGCAAAAGAUCGAUGACACCCUGGGCUCUGUCCUCGCCGGGCGAGUGACGCUGGGCGGGUCCUCGGGCCGUGAGGCCUUGUGCUCCCUUCGACUGGCCGAUCUUUCUCAGCAGAAGCUCCGCAGCUCUUGUCAAGAGCUUCCAGCAGAGGAGCUGAUUGCUCUACGCUGGGCUUCCGCGGCGCUCAAAGCCACCAGGCUCGCGCCGUGGCUGCAAACACUGGCCGCUGAUGCGGCGCAUCAGCUGAGCAGCCGGGGAUCGGCCGGAGCGCUUUGCGCCGUCACCUGGGCAGCGGCACGGCUCAGCGAGGCUGAUACCCCUUCGCUCCUUGCAGCGGCUCUGCCGCGCAUUCUCGAAGCCUCGGCCGAACACAUCGCGGCGCUUGCUUGGGCGCUCGCCCAUGCGGCGGUGCGUUCGGAAAGGGUUGCCGGCGAGGCCUCGUCCCGCUUUUCGGAGCUGCGGGGGUCCCUAGGGCCCACAGCCUGGGCAUUGCGAGAGUUGAGUUCCACGGCGCUGUUGGAUCCCAGGGUCGGCCUCCGGAAACACUGUGAGGACACAUUUCGUCAGGGCGGCUGCCCUUCGGCCCUGCGCGGCCUCGUGGAACUGGGAGCAGACUGGCCGACGGUUGCGGCUCUUUGCGCGCGGAGCAGCGACCUUCUCAGCGGCGAGGUCGCUUGGGCCUUGGCGACAUCCGGUCUUAUGAGUGGCGAUGACUUAGCCGGCCACCCGCUGAUCGAAGCGUUGGUGCUUGAGGUGGCUGAGCGCCGUGGACUGUUGAUGAAGGCCUUGCACGCGCCGAAGAAGACUACCUACGUACUUCAGGUGUUGGCUGCCUAG
Molecule: messenger RNA, 1860 nt
Organism: Symbiodinium sp. CCMP2592
Lineage: Eukaryota; Dinophyceae; Suessiales; Symbiodiniaceae
Source: the annotation of a GenBank genome assembly